UAUAAAUCACUCAGUUAUUUUUAUAAAGUUAUUGGGCUACAGUGAUAAUAUUUUUUCUGGCUUCCAAGUGGCUAUCUACAAAAUCAACUGCACUAUGUCUCAGAAGACGGUCUUCAUCACAGGUUGCAGCGAAGGCGGAAUAGGUGACGCUCUAGCUAAAACAUUCCACAAAAAGGGCAUGCGAGUUUUUGCAAGUGCUCGCAAUGCUGCAAAGGUCCAACAUCUUAAGGACAUGGGUCUUGACAUCGUCCGACUGGACGUCGCCGACGAAGAGUCGAUUAGAGAAGCGGUGGGGACUGUCAAGGCGGCAACUGGGGGAACUUUGGACUUCCUGGUCAAUAAUUCGGGUUUAGGAUACAGUCUUCCCUUGUUGGACUCGGACGUGUCAGUAGCGAAGAAGAUGUUUGAUGUGAACGUCUUCGGCGUCGUUACGGUAACUCAAGCAUUUGCACCUCUUCUCAUUGCAUCGAAAGGGACAAUUAUCAACAUCGGGUCCGUACUUGGCAAAAUGCCACUCCCAUGGCAAGGAUACUACAAUGCAAGUAAAGCGGCGGUUGCUCUCAUCACCGACCAAAUGCGCAUUGAGCUCUCUCCUUGGGGAGUUAGAGCGAUCCUCGUCAAUACCGGUGUAAUCAGAACGAAGUUCUUCGAUAAUCUUCCAAACACCCCCGUCCUACCAGAAAGUUCCCUGUACUAUCCUGCUAAGGAUGUGAUUGAGCCAGCAUUAGCUGGAGCCGAGGCGGAGAAGAAUGCCAUGGAUGUCAACUCGUAUGCUGAGGCUGUUGUCAACAACGCAACAAGAUCUAGCCCUAAAAAGAAUCUCUGGGUUGGAGGAGGGGCUUUUCUGAUCUGGCUGGCUUCGACUUUCGGUUGGUCAACCAUUUGGGACUUGUUAGUUCCUCCUUUCAUUAACCUGCGGGCUAUAACGAACAAGAUCCGCACCGCAGAGAAGGUGGAACAGGAUCGCCGAAAGGUGAACAUUUCGAACUAACCACCCAUGUAUGCUUACUUUUUGUUGUGAAAGCAGCGUGUCUCCGUCUUUCCCCGUUUUAGUUUCAUGUUUAAUAAGACUAGUCGGUCAUUUGGUUUUGUACAGUACAGAAGGCCACAUGCUUCGCUGUGCCUGGAGCCCUAC
Messenger RNA from Aspergillus novofumigatus IBT 16806, 1135 nucleotides. Its product is annotated as SDR family oxidoreductase. Bases 95 to 991 code for a protein of 298 amino acids. Gene Ontology annotation, cellular component: lipid droplet; endoplasmic reticulum. Gene Ontology annotation, molecular function: triacylglycerol lipase activity; acylglycerone-phosphate reductase (NADP+) activity. The transcript has 3 exons. Lineage: Eukaryota; Fungi; Ascomycota; Eurotiomycetes; Eurotiales; Aspergillaceae. The record is from RefSeq and is a predicted model, not a curated record. Gene Ontology annotation, biological process: phosphatidic acid biosynthetic process; triglyceride catabolic process.